AUGCCCGUAGAAUCUGACAUUGCCCAGUUUUUGGAUAUAGAAGCUGGAGUUGACGAGCAAGAGGAGAACGAUACUGACGGUGAGGAAUCAGACGACGACGACUUCAUCGUGCCAGAUGACGAUGGUGGCCAAACCCAGCAGUUUACUCCAGUCGCACACGAUAACGAGGGUACUGCAAGGGAGGAGUUUGACGAGUUUUUGGGUUCGUUAUUGAAUAAGAGAGGGAAAGCUAGUACUCCUGCAAGUAUAAGCAACCCGAUUGACCCACCAGGUGAUAUGCAUAUGGCAAAGGAAGCCAUGAUAAAUGUUCGGCCACCCCUGUGGAAAAGACACAAGGAGUAUGUGAUAUGUCAUUUUGCUCUGAUGCACUCCAUCGCGAAUACAUCCCCCAGUCCCAUAUCGUCUAUUUUCUUCCGAAGCGUCAACGAUGGUUAUGUCAUUGUUGAGACGAUGAGCCCCGGGCAGGCUGCAAAAUUAUUAGCAGGUCACCUAUCAGUAUUGCACGGACAACCGAGCCAACCAGAGGGGAUUAAUAUGACAAUAUUAGACGACAAAGACACCGACACUAUCCUGGAUAUACCACCAGGGCCUCUUGAAACACCCGGUACAUGGGCUCGGCUUAUUCGUCAUCAUUCGCAGCCCAAAAAAACGAUUCGAGGAUCGACCUUCGACGGGGAUCCCUGUAUCAUUCAGGAGGUUCGCUGGCCAUUUGUUCAAGCACUUGUGAUUCCAUACCUCGAAAAAUUCGAAGCCAAACUGACGGUGGAUGUCAAUGAUUUCGGUGCCGAGAGAAGCUUCAAUGGACUACAUUGUGUUUGUACACAUGUAAGGUACCUGCGCUUGCUCACCGGGUCGCUUUGGUGUAACGAAGCCAAGCUGUUUCUUGCAAGUGGCCAUCAAUUUGUUUUGAAACACUUCCCGAAGGUACCUUGUUGGGAGUUCUAUGUCGGCGAAAGAGUUCAGAGUUGCAGAUCCGGGAUAGAGGGUAUCAUCACUUCAAUCACUUCAAGAGGAGUCGAAUAUAGUGCCAAGAACGGGGAGAUCUGUUUCGGAGGAUGGAGUAUUUUGAAGGACUGGAGAUUAGGCGAUUACAUUCGACACUAUGAAGGUCGGGAAGGUUGGGUUGUCAAAUCACAUAAAAGAGGUGUGAGGGUGAUUUUGAAGGCGGGUAAUUCGCGUGUCGAGAGGGUAGAGAGAUUCUCUGGCCACAUAAACUCGUUUGUCGCCACCUCACCUCCAUAUAAUUGGCAGUCUUCAUUGCUGAUUCAACCCAUGACUCUCAACAAUCAGCCAAGCAUUGGUGGCGAAAUUACAGCCGCUUGGACUUUUUGUUGCCUGUGGAAGUGGUGGGAGGUUGUGGUGUGGCGAGGGAAAUAUCGUGGCCCUAGCUACCGCAUAUUCGAUGUCAUUCUUUCCCCCCAAACAGCCAGUGGAAUGAAGUUCUUGCUUGAAACUACAAUUGUGAACAGUCUUUCACCACGAGUUGUCGUCAACUACGAUGAUGUGGUUGAUAGGAAAACAUUGCUUCCUCUCCAUAUUAUCCAAGCUCCUGCUGCCCUUGCCUUCCGGCCUGGUGCCCUAUACCGACAUCCCGCAAUAUACUCCCUCAAAUCUAUUGUGAUAAACCCCUCGCCGCCUUCUUCUCGGCCUGUUACACCCCCGCCACCACCUGUCGUGAACAAUGGUACCUCUGUUGCCUGGGAUCCGAGUUACGAUGGAACGGAAACAUAUCCCCAAGCACUUGGUCCGCAAUGGGAAGGAUAUCAUUCAUCUCAACGUCCAUUCCUUGUUGUUCCUCGUAGUUUCACAGAAGGGGUAAACUUCACAUUCAGUGUCAAGGUGACUGGGGAGUCGCCAGUGAGCACCAAGGCUUUUUGA
This is a messenger RNA of Marasmius oreades (fairy-ring Marasmius), 1878 nucleotides long. RefSeq lists its product as uncharacterized. The record is from RefSeq and is a predicted model, not a curated record. Bases 1 to 1878 code for a protein of 625 amino acids. NCBI's taxonomy places the organism in Eukaryota, Fungi, Basidiomycota, Agaricomycetes, Agaricales, Marasmiaceae. The transcript has 7 exons.